Ustilago hordei is the source of this 1293-nucleotide messenger RNA. RefSeq lists its product as uncharacterized. The transcript has a single exon. The record is from RefSeq and is a predicted model, not a curated record. The coding region runs from base 1 to 1293 and encodes 430 amino acids. Gene Ontology annotation, molecular function: nucleotide binding. Lineage: Eukaryota; Fungi; Basidiomycota; Ustilaginomycetes; Ustilaginales; Ustilaginaceae.
AUGUCAGGAUCAACUCCCAUUCCAGUCUGUAUUGUGGGCUUCGGCAACUCGGCUCGCACCUUCCACAUUCCCUUCGUACUCGCCCUGCCGCAGCUCUUCACCCUUCACUCGAUCCAGCAGCGUCCGCGCAACCCAGCCAACGCCUCCUCAUCUCCUGAUGCUUCCAAGCUGUUCCCUAACGUUACUAUCAUUCCUGACUUUGACAGCGUUCUCACCACGCUCCCAAAGAACGGUCUCAUCAUCGUGACCACCACCAACGACACCCACUUCCCCUUCGCCAAGCGUGCCCUCGAGGCUGGAUCCAACGUCCUCGUCGAGAAACCCGUCGCCACCAAUCAAGCCGAUGUUCAAACCCUCAUCGACCUUCAAGAGAAGACUGGCAAGCUUUGCGCCGUCUACCAGAACCGUCGCUUCGAUGGCGACUUCCUGACUAUCCAAAGCUUGCUCUCUGACAAGGGAGCUGAGCCUUCUGCGCUUGGUGUGCCGACCUACUUCGAGUCGAGGUUCGACAGGUUCCGACCCUAUGCCAAGGGUGGCUGGAGAGAAGAAGUUGACCCGGACACACAGGGCGGUGGUAUGCUUUGGGAUCUGGGAAGCCACUUGAUCGAUCAAGCCCUCUUCCUUUUCGGCCCUCCCCAGAGUGUCACUGGCUUUGUUCGCAACCAGCGCAACCAAGGACCUGCUGCUGUCGAUGACGACUGGCUUGCAAUCCUCAACUACCCCGAGUCGGCACCUCUGCCUCCUUCUUCGCCUGCUGCCGGGUCCAAGAUCGGCGGUCUCCGAGUUUCGCUAGGAGCAACAUGUCUUUCGUCUCACGUCGAUGCUGAGCAGCCCAGGUUCAGGGUCGAAGGCACACACGGAAGCUACGAGAAGCGAGGCACUGAUCCUCAAGAGAACCAGCUCAAGCUGGGUUUGACUCCCUCCAGCCACCCUGAGGAGUUUGGUGUGUACAACGAGACCAACGAUCCCGACUCGAUUCGAUUCGGAAGAUUGACGACCAUGGCUAGGUCGAACAAGGACCUCUCCCUGCCUGCACCAGGUGCUGGUGCACCUAAGCAGCCUCAGUUGUCCGUCGCCAACAUCCCUACGCUGCCAGGAAGGUACAUCGACCUGUUUGCCAACGUUGCUGCCUCGAUCAAUGCUGCUAAGCAAGCCGAGGCGGAGGGGAAAAACGCAGCCGAGGCGAUCCGGGCUGUCUCGCUGGUCGGUGUGGAGAGGACUCUCAAUGCUGUCAAGCUCAUCAAAUUGAUCCGGGAGAGCAGUGUUCAGGGCAAGACUUUGCAAUGGUCUUAG